Molecule: messenger RNA, 2112 nt
Organism: Spinacia oleracea (spinach)
Lineage: Eukaryota; Viridiplantae; Streptophyta; Magnoliopsida; Caryophyllales; Amaranthaceae
Product: calcium-dependent protein kinase 11
Exons: 7
Coding region: 290-1828 (512 amino acids)
Biological process (GO): protein phosphorylation
Molecular function (GO): protein kinase activity; calcium ion binding; ATP binding
Source: RefSeq, a predicted model, not a curated record
AUUUAAUCCAGUAUUUGUUUUAUUUAAUUAAUUUCAGGAGAGAGAAAAGAAUGACACAGAUUGAUCUAUCCAUGACCAUCCCUCAAUUAGCGUCGUCAAAUUGAAAGAUUAAGGAAGACCCUGUUUUAUUACCCCAGAUCCCCAGAAAAAGACUUCCCCCUCAUUCAUUGAAUUUCUCAAAUUAAUCCACCCCAUUUCGAGAAGAGAGAAAAUCAAACAAAACCCAGAAAUCUUUUGUUCUUUUAGGUUCAUUUUACACCCUUUUGAGGAGAGAGAACGUCACGGAGAGAUGUCGGAAAAUAAGCAAGGAGGGGGUUCACCGGGAGCGCCGGUAAGAAAGCUAAUAAGUACAUCGGCGACGAAAGCUACAUCGUCGGUGUUACCCUAUCAAACCCCAAGAUUAAGGGACCAUUAUUUGAUCGGGAAGAAAUUGGGUCAAGGUCAAUUUGGGACGACUUAUUCAUGUACAGAGAAAUCAAGCGGAAAUCUUUACGCUUGUAAAUCAAUCCCAAAAAGGAAACUUUUAUGUAAGGAAGAUUACGAGGAUGUUUGGAGAGAGAUUCAAAUAAUGCACCAUUUGUCGGAACAUCCAAAUGUUGUUAGAAUCAAAGGGACAUAUGAAGAUUCAGUGUUUGUGCAUUUGGUUAUGGAAUUGUGUGCAGGUGGUGAAUUGUUUGAUAGGAUUGUUGCCAAAGGUCAAUAUAGUGAGAGACAAGCUGUUGAGUUGAUUAAAACAAUUGUUGGUGUUGUUCAGGCUUGUCAUUCUCUUGGUGUUAUGCAUAGGGAUCUUAAGCCUGAGAAUUUUCUCUUUGAUUCUCCUUCCGAGGAUGCUAAGCUUCAAGCUACUGAUUUUGGUCUUUCUGUCUUUUAUAAGCCUGGCCAAUAUUUUAGUGAUGUUGUUGGGAGCCCCUACUAUGUUGCACCUGAGGUGUUGUGCAAGCGCUAUGGACCUGAAAUAGAUGUUUGGAGUGCUGGUGUCAUUCUCUACAUUUUAUUAAGUGGUGUUCCGCCAUUUUGGGCUGAAACCGAGUCCGGAAUCUUCAGACAGAUUCUCCAUGGGAAGCUAGACUUUGAAUCUGAUCCAUGGCCAAAUAUUUCAGAUAGUGCAAAGGAUCUGAUCCGUAAAAUGCUUGAGAGAGACCCAAGGAGGCGAAUAACAGCUUAUGAAGCUCUAUGUCACCCAUGGAUUUUGGAUGACACUGUUGCGCCCGAUAAACCUUUGGACUCUGCUGUUUUAUCACGUCUGAAACAUUUUUCUGCAAUGAACAAAGUCAAGAAGAUGGCUUUACAUGUAAUAGCAGAAAGUCUUUCAGAAGAAGAAAUUGGUGGUUUGAAAGAGUUGUUCAAGAUGAUUGACACCGAUAACAGUGGAACCAUAACUUUUGAAGAAUUGAAAGUUGGGCUGAAAAAGGUGGGGUCGGAAAUGAUGGAGUCGGACAUCAAAGCUCUUAUGGACGCUGCUGAUAUUGACAACAGUGGAACCAUUGACUAUGGUGAAUUCCUUGCUGCCACCCUUCACGUGAAUAAAAUGGAGAGGGAGGAGAACUUAAUAGCAGCUUUUAAAUAUUUUGAUAAAGAUGGUAGUGGUUAUAUUACAAUUGAUGAGCUUCAACAGGCCUGCAAAGAAUUUGGUCUAGGUGAAGGUCAUCUCGAUGAAACAAUCAAGGAAAUUGACCUGGAUAAUGAUGGGCGUAUUGAUUUUGGGGAGUUUGCUGCAAUGAUGAAGAAAGGUGACUCUGGAGAUGGUGGAAGAACUAUGAGGGGGAAUUUGAAUUUCAACUUGGCUGAAGCAUUGGGAGUGAAAGACCCGGCUUCAGAUUCUAGCUGAAUGAAUAAUCUGCUGUAUAGCUAUGAAGGGUAAUCACUCACUGGCAAUAAUGCAGCUGCUGAUCUUUUGAACGAACCUUCACUUCCGAGUUGCGCGCUUUACAUAGAUUAUAAUGAUAAGAUGAAUCCAAUUUUGAGAUUUUGAUGAUGGGAAAGCUUCCAUUUACCUUAGAAGAUGAAUGUAGUAGAGUAGUGGACAAAGACAUAACUUCAUUACUUGUAAAAGAAUGAUGUUUAAGUUAAUACUAAGUUGGCCAAGAUAUCCUUGAUGCCUCGUUUUUGUGA